UUAUAAAGUAGCUGCUGGCGGCGGCUGCUCCGCGGACUCGGAGCCUGCUUCAGGGACCCCGCUGCCGCUGCCCGCGUCCCCCCCGCGCCCUCCUCCCGAUGCCUCCCCCCCGGCUCCCGGUGCUGUUACUGAGCGCCGCCUGGGCACUGCUCACGGUGACCGUGUCGGAGCCGCCGUUACCGGAGCGGCCUGUCCGCUGUGCCCCGUGCUCCGAGGAGAAGCGGGCCGGUUGUAAAUUACCCCCCGGCUGCCAGGAGCUGGUCCGGGAGCCGGGCUGCGGCUGCUGCGGGACCUGUGCCCUGGCCAAGGGCCGCCGCUGUGGGGUCUACACCCCGCGCUGCGGCUCCGGGCUCCGCUGCUUCCCCCGGAGGGGCUGCGAGCGGCCGCUACACUCCCUCCUCCACGGGCACGGAGUGUGCAUGGAACCGGCAGAGAUCGAGGAAAUCCAGGGCAGCCUCCCCCGCGCAGAAUCGGAUGAUUACUGGGAACUGGAACAUCCAGACGGCAGUCACAUCCCGUGCCACUCCUACGACAAGAAAUGCAUCGCCAAACACUACGCUCGGAUUCGCGAGAAAACGCACAGCAAUGGGAGGUCAAAGAACAACCACAUUCGUGAUGAGCCACGAAUAAUGGGACCCUGUCACGGACAGCUGCAGCGAGCCCUCGAAAGGUUUGCCAUGUCAUUGAGUCAGACUCAUGAAAAUCUGUACCAUAUUCCCAUCCCAAACUGCGACAGGAAAGGAUUUUAUCAUCCGAAGCAGUGUCACCCUUCGCUGGAUGGACAAAGGGGCAAGUGCUGGUGUGUUGAACCGAAAACAGGGGUGAAGCUGAUCGGCUCUCCAGAGGUGAAGGGAGACAUUGACUGUCAGCAGUUUCUCCUGGAGCAGGAGAAGGACUGAGUAACUGCUUCUGACAGAAAGAUGCUUCACUUUUCUUUCCAAAGCAAUCCACUGUUCUUUCUGAUACUAUCCUUGUAAGAUGGAGAGGGAGCUAUCACAAGUUGAGUCAGUGUGUUCUGUGAGACGCAGGAGUAUGCAGUCAGAGCUGAUUUACCGAAUCAGUGCUCAGUUACCUAGACAAUCACCAGAAUCCUUUUAAGCUUUUGUCUGCUCCUUAUAGAAGUGUUUCUGUUGUCUAAUGUCUUCCAAUUUUGAUAUUUUUCUGAUGUCCCUGUCACUUGUUCCUGUGGGUUUGCCCCCAUUCUCAAUCUCACACUCCAGACAAGUCCCAAUCUGAGCACCCCAACAGUGGCCCUGUAGCCUGUGGUCAGACAGAUUAGUGAAUGUCAGGCCUCUGUGUAAUCUCCGAGGGACCACAAAGGAAAGCCCCUUUUCACCUGUGUGCCAGUCAAUCGUAACGGUGCUCACUCCCCGAGCAAUCUCAACCAAACUUUGUCUUGCAACAACCAAACAAAUUAGUUGUGUCCUUCCAGUGAACCUGGUGCUAAACAGUCUCACUGCAGCCCCUGAGAAAGGGCAUUGAAAUAUCGGGGAUGGGGGAGACAUGUGUGAAUCAGUAUUAACUCCUACCAAGUGCCAAUAGGGCACUGACACUCCAAAUAAAAUCAGCCACGUCUCACUUAGUGCCUCAUUCCCUCUCAAUGAGAAACCCAGAAACCUGCAGGAGCCUGUUUGGUAUCUGCUCACGGUCCAUAGGAUCUAGAUGCAGUGUUGAAGGGGUUUGUGUUGUCCAUUGGUAUUUAGGGUAGGGUGACCCAACCAGGUGACCAAAUAAAGAGCCCUUCCUUCCUUCUUUCUGUUCUCCUCUUGGUCAUUAUUCUGCCCCUGGCCUUAAUCCUUCUAAUAGCACCCAGUGGGUUACUGAGGCAUGUCCUCCCAAUGAUAUUAACAUCUCACCCACUCAGCCUGUGUCCACUUGCAGUUCAGUGAAACUCUGUGGAUUCUCAGCGAGGUUUUAUAAAUAUCUUCAUCAUUCAUUGAACAAUUUAUACUUUGUCAUAAUCCAGGUUUUUCAGAAUCGUUUCAAAAUAAAGCCAACAAAUUCCAGGAGCAGCUCACAAUUUACACCAAAGAUUGGAGUGGAAUUAACAGGGUCAAUCUGAAUUGAAUUAAAAGAAGUGAGCAGUAAUCUCCCCAGGCUGAAGAGUGUUAUUUGUCUCUUCCAACUACAGGAAUGACCUGAAGAUGUAGAAGGUGCAAGAUAAGAAUGUUAGUAUUUUUAAAAAGGGGAGAGUGGCAGAAGGGAUAUUGAGGUGAUGGUCAUUGAGCCAUUGGGGUGGAUCACUGCACAGAGAGAGUUGGCUGCUCCUGCUGCUCAAGAGAGCAGUCAUUUCUGAGUAACAAGGGGAAGAGGAAUUUAAAAUUGUCUCCUGAUGCACUGUGAUGCUCUGUGUGUGCCUUCAGAAGACAAUGAUGCCCCAAUAGUGUCACUGUAUCAAUAACCUAGAGACUCAAGGAAUGGUUUGACAACAUCAGUUCAGAUCCCACCACACAGACUGGUGGAAUUUUGAUAAUUUAAAUAAACCAGGAAUUGAAAGCUAGUCUCAAUAAUAGUGGCCCUGAAACUAUCAUUGAAUGCUACAAAAACCCACCUGGUUCACUUACCUGGUCUAACCUACAGGUGACUCCAUACCCACAGCAAUGUGGUUGACUUGUAACUGCCCUCUGGGGGGAUGGGCAACCUUGUCAUUGGUGCCCAUAUCCAUAAAGACAAAAAGGAAUAAUCUUUGUGUUUGCAUUGACCUUUCAGGAAGUGAGCCUCUCUCAGUGAGACCUGAGGUGGUUCGGGCUGAUACUACGCUUCAGCCUCAUUGAGUUGGAUGGCCUUAUCCUGCCUCUGAGUGUGCCUGGGGGGGCUGCAACUGAUGGGUCCUGGUUAGGAGCACACCAAAAUGUGGCAGCUAUUUGAAGGAUUGUUGGCCCGUGAGAGAUGAUCAAACCCUUUGUGUUCCACACACACUGUGGAAUAUUUAAUGUUGCAUUAAGUUCAAUAGAGCAAGUGCUAAGCAAUGAGACUGAUUACGUUGUUUAUAUUUCUCAUGAUUGGAGCUGCCUUUACGUUGGAGCAGCUGGCAGUUACUCAUCAUAGCCCGGCCUGGAAUGGUUGAAGCAGAGAGCAGGAGACAAGUGGGAAAAUUUGGGAAUGGGAGGAUGCUGGUGUGGAAUGUAAACAACCAUUUGGGACAGUUUCUGUACCAUAAUAAUUGUUAGCACUCGUGGAUAAUUAAACCCUCCCCCACCCCCCACCCCCCGCCCCAAACUAGGAGGUGGAACCCUCCCCUUCACUUGAGUGAAUGGAUCUGUUCAUCUUCAGCUGAUUGAGUGGGACGGUCCACGCUGAAUCUCUCCAUCGGGGUUGGAUUCAAAGUCCUUCGGUGUUCUAUCCCAGCAACAGGGAGAAGAAUGGUUGAGCCAAAGAAUAGGUUUUUCCCCAUUGUAUUCUUUCCCUGAAAUGAGGUGGAAUCUCUGUCGUGUGACACUCCGGGGACGUUGGUAUUUCAGACUGUACAGGGUUCUGACUGUGUAUUGGCUCGGACUGUACGACAGUUUAGAAUAGCUGUCUGGCAUUUAGACAUUGAGUUCUUUUUGUAAAAAGUGGUGAGAAAACUACCUCCCAAACAACAAAUGCUGAUAACAAGGAGCCAUGAGAGAAAGCAGGGGAGAGACGACAGAAACCAAGCCUGACUAGCUUGUGAUGGAAGAUUUCAAUCUGUUCAGUAAGUCGAUCAUCUAGAAAACAUCGGUGAGAUUGGUGUUUGAAUCGAGAGCAAGAUGGAAGGGAGAAGGAGCGAUGGAGCUGCAGGAUAUAUCCUCUCAGUCCUGGUUGCCAUAGCAUCUCACAGAGAAACUAAGAGCUCCCCUCAAACUGAUUGCAGCUGAGCUUAAUUCUGGAUGUCUUCAGUGAUAGGCAUAGAGGGCCCCUUUUGUGGUGCAAUGGUAGCAUUCCUACCCCUGGACUGGGAGGUUUGGGCUCAAGUCCCACCUGCUCCCAACAGGUCAGUUAGGAAAAAAAUAGAUUAGUGGUAAACAGAGAAACAGGAAGCAGUUGUAGUCUGAGCCCUUUCCACUCUGGCCGUUACCUUGGUUUAGAAAUGUGAACCCUACUCUGAGAGACUGAGCGCAGACCUGAAACUGUUCCCACUCAGCAUGGAAGUGUGCAGCCCUGCAAAUGUGCAGGUUGUCCGGGCUGAUCACAGGAACAUAAACCAUUACUGCCUGCUGAAGCAAUCAGUGAGAUCCACCCUUCUUGUUCACAUGAUCUAUUUAACAUCACCUUUUACAGUAGGGAAUCCCCUCAUUGGUCAUCACUGUGCUAACAACAAGGUGACCCGUGACCUCAGUCACAAGGAGGAUUGCUACUGGGAAGAUGCUCAUUGGUCAGUGGGAGUAGAUUCACAGCUGAGGUGUUCCCUUGUUCACAGUGUGCCAUUUUAAAGUCAGCCCCUUCGGGGACUAUAACCAUUGGCCUCCCCGCUCCAUGACUUCCUGAUGCUGAGACCCAGGUCAGACUGUGUCAGGAACCAUCAGCUAAUGCUUAGCUGGAGGAGACGGGUAGCACUCACACUGUCUGCCUGUCUGACAAUGAUCCUGGGUUCCAGGGAGCAGUGAGCACUUAGAAUCCCCGCAGCAUGGAAGGAAUUGAUUCUGCACUGACUGUGAGGCAGAGCAUCCUACCCUAUCCCCAUGACUGUGUUUGGCCUGGCUAACCCACCUUAACUUGUACAUCUUGGAUUGUGGAAGGAAACCCACGCUAACACAGGGAGAAUGUGUAAAUGCCACACCGAUGGUCAACCGAGGGUGGAAUCGAACCCAGGCCCCUGGUGCAGUGAGGCAGCAGCGCUAACCACCGAGCCACCGUGCCAUCCUACUGGAUGCCAACUUUUUGGGCGCCCCAUAGAACAGGGCUCUGCUCACUCUGGGACAGAAUACUUUUUAUUGCAAAAUAUACUUUAUCCAUUAAAAAUCUUCAUGUACAUUCACAAAUAUUAAAGAGGUUCUGUCUAGCCUGCGCAUAUCAAGAUAAACAAACAUUGGAAUCUGACAAUGCCUGCUAUUGUAAAAUCCGAAGGCAUUUUUACUUAUGCAGGACUAUAUUUAUGUUCAUUUAUAUUUGAGGCCCUAAAUGGGUUUGAUAACUGAAUGGACCCUCGUUGUACUUUGAUCUUGGUCUUCACCCACUGCCAACUGCCCCAAGCUUUCGUGCAUCCUGCAGCACGUAGUCUGGACUUUGGAAUGUGCCAGCCUGCAAUACUCACUUGGGGACACCUCCAGGCUCUGGAAGUCCAGCAAGUUUCAGGCAGACCAAAGAGUGUCUUUCACUGAAUUGUUGGUCCUCCAGGAAGUGGCGUUGUUAGUUCUGGGUGUGUGUCCUGGGGAACAGACCGUAGAGCAGAGAGUCGUGCGUCAAGGAACUGCUCGGGACGAACCUCGACAAAACCCACUGCAUCUCUCUCCAGAGUUUCUUUAGAAAGGCACGUUCCUGCAGGAGGUGUGUGACUGCCUCUGCACCCCCUGCAGCCACUUUGAGGGCAGCAUGUGGUGGUACACACUGACUGGGUGUGCAUACGGGAUCUCCCAGGCAGGGCCUUUCUCACCACCAGCCAAGCAAUGUCCUGGUGCUUGUUGGAAAGUUCUGGUGAUUCUGCCAAAUGCUAGUCUGCUCAGGGAGUCACCUGGUAGGACCCACCCUCUCCUUUUCCCCUAGAGCCUCUGGGAUGCUACAUGCUGACAACUCCCUGAUGGACUUGUGCCCCAAGGGGUUUUCCUUUACAAAUUUUCCCCGAGAGACAGCUUACAUAGAAGAGCCUAAGUACUUGGAGCAUUCCACAGCAGCUAGGCCAGCCCCAUCCUCCCUAACAGUGGGGGCAUUAAAACCUCAAUACAAAGUGACACUUUGGUGACUGCGUACUCUCAGCUUGAUGCAGCCGCACACAAAGGUGGCCGUCAGGAGAAUUGGUUUAACUGGCAUCGUAACAAGAUCAGAUCCUGAAUCGAUUUCCCCUACUUCCACCAGGCUCUGCUCUUUCAAUCUGACCUCAUGCUUGGUGUGAUGAAAAUGUGAACAGAAACUCGGUUUGUUUGAUGUUGUUGAAUGGGGUCAGGCUCAAUGGUGACCUGUUAGUGACAGGAGAUGGUGUGAGGAACAGAGGCGGGGUUCUGAGGGCUCUGUAGCUAUCUGUGGACAAACCGUGAAAUCCAAACCUGAUGGAUAUGAUUUUCAAUGGUACAGAUCCUGGGGACAGGUGACUACCAAUUCAGUUGACCUAUAUAUGACAGUUACUGGUGACAAUCUUUAAUAGCCUGUGAUAUUCAGAAUCUUUUUAAAACACUAUGUUAGAGCGUGUUUUUGCAAAAUAUUGGAAUGUAAUAAAUGCAGAUUCCAUUGGU
Messenger RNA from Stegostoma tigrinum, 6347 nucleotides. Its product is annotated as insulin-like growth factor-binding protein 4. Gene Ontology annotation, molecular function: insulin-like growth factor II binding; insulin-like growth factor I binding. Gene Ontology annotation, biological process: regulation of insulin-like growth factor receptor signaling pathway. Lineage: Eukaryota; Metazoa; Chordata; Chondrichthyes; Orectolobiformes; Stegostomatidae. Bases 99 to 899 code for a protein of 266 amino acids. The transcript is spliced from 4 exons. The record is from RefSeq and is a predicted model, not a curated record. Gene Ontology annotation, cellular component: extracellular region.